AAGAGAAAGAGAAGAAGGAUAAGAAGAAGAAGAAGAAGAAGAAGAGGGAGACGAAGAGGGAGAAGAAGUCCACGAAGACAACAAGAGAAGAAGAAAAACAGAACAAGUUUACAAACAGGAUCCAGACCAGCGGGGUGUGUUCAGGCCACGCCCCUUAAGAGCGAUGGCUGGAAGCAGCACAACAGGAAAUCCCAGCGGUGCCUCGUCUCGCCGGCUUCCUGCCCGCUCCGAUGAGGACACACUUCAACCCGCCGAUUGGAUCUCAGCUUCUGAGGAGGACAACCGGCACAGCAGAGAGUCGGUCGUUCUGCUGCCCAGGUCCCAGAACCGCCAGAGUCCAGCAGAGACCAAACGGACUGCAGAGAAACCAGACCGUCUGCGUCUCACCGAACGCAGAAUCAACGAGGAUCCUGUGGCUGAAGAACAGACAUUAGAAGGUUCUCAAACCAAACAAGAUCAACUACUGAGAGACUCUCCGGCUUCUCCGGCGAGACCGGAUCAAACUGGACUAUAUCCUCUUCCUGUAGAGGAACGGAAAACACAUGGUUCUCUUCCUCCGAUGAUUCAGCCAGAACCGGAUCCACCUUUCCUGAAUGCUCUUCUCGAGCUCCACAUCUUUGAGUCCAAAGACCAGCAAAACCAUCGGAAUCCAGCUUCAGAGAAACUCACUUCAACCUCACCUGAGAGGCUUCGGGACCACCAAGAUCCUCCUCCUCCUUACAAGAAUACGGAGUGGGCUCCUCCACCUCACCUGAACACCCAGCAGCCAUCUUCGCCUCCUCACCUGACCAUCCAGGGUGCUCCUCCUCACCUGAACCCUAAGCAGCCGUCUUCUCCUCCUCCUCACCUGAACACCCAGCGGGCUCCUCCUCCUUACCCGAGCACCCAGCAGGCUCCUCCUCCUCACCUGAGCACCCAGCGGGCUCCUCCUCCUUACCUGAGUACCCAGCAGACUCCUCCUCCUCACCUGAGCACCAAGCAGGCUCCUCCUCCUCCUCACCUGAGCACCAAGCAGGCUCCUCUUCCUCCUCAACUGAGCCCCCAGCACGCUCCUCCUCCUUACCUGAGCACCCAGCAGGCUCCAACUCCUCCUCCUCACCUGGACACCCAGCAGGCUUCUUCUCCUCACCUGAACACCCAGCAGGCUUCUUCUCCUCACCUGAACACCCAGCAGGUUUCUUCUCCUCACCUGAGCACCCAGCAGGUUCCUCCUCCUCUUCAUUUGAACACCCAGCAGGCUCCUCCUCCUUCCAACCAGCCUUCUCCGACCGAAGGUUUGACCCUGGCACUUCCGGUCCAGGCUCCGCCUCUCACCAAAGAGGUGUUCUGUGACCAGGUGGGGCCCCGCAUUCUGAUUUCUCCUGCAGGUGUCCCUAAACUGUGUGGCUUCCUGCAGAAGCAGGGGGGGCCCCUGAGGGGUUGGAAGCAGCGCUGGUUCACCUAUGAGGAGAAGAAGAACCAGCUGUUCUACUACCGCACGCCACAGGAUGUGACGCCACUCGGCCAGGUGGACCUCUGCAGCGCCACCUUCACCUACCCGCUGAAGGCCGAGAGGGGCACCUUCCACAUCAGGACACCUGAACGCACCUUCAUCCUCAAGGUAGGAGCCCACCCAGUCUGUUAG
Molecule: messenger RNA, 1624 nt
Organism: Cyclopterus lumpus (lumpfish)
Lineage: Eukaryota; Metazoa; Chordata; Actinopteri; Perciformes; Cyclopteridae
Product: basic salivary proline-rich protein 3-like
Exons: 2
Coding region: 164-1624 (486 amino acids)
Source: RefSeq, a predicted model, not a curated record